UGCCAGAGGAAGUGGUGGAUGCAGGCAAUACAAGAAAGAAUUUGACAUUGGAAAUAUGGAAGUCAAACCCAAAGAUUAUACAUUCCUGAAGGACAACUAUUCCAAUUCAGUGUUUCACUUGACCCGGGAACACCUUGAACUGCUGGUGAUCUGGUCACAUUGUCAUGGUAACCAAUGCUCAUUUACCCCAACCUGGAGGGAGAUUGUUGAAGAACACCAAAAUGGAAUCCUGGCUAUUUUAUGGGAAUGUGAAGCUGGUCAUUCCUACCAUUGGUGGACUGGAGGCAUGUGUCAAUUACCUUGUGAUCAAGAUAAAUCCAGAGACCAGCUGCCUUUGAAAUCCAAGCAGUUAGAAGAUGUCUUAGCAUCAGCUGUUCAAAUAAGAAAACCGCAUAAAAUUAAGACUACAGAUGGUGAUUUAACAAAAGAAACUAAUUCAUUUGAUGGCUCUUGUAAGCCUUUUCUACCUACUGACAAUAAAACAGUCCGGAAUGGAGCUUCAGUUGCUCAAUUUCCUUUGACCCAUCAGUCUUGGAGAGAAACUGAUAUGCUCGAUAGUGACAAAGGGAAAUUAGGUGCUGAUGGUACAAUGGGUGAAACACAAGCUGGCAAGAAACCAGAUAUCCUGCAUAUAAAAACUGAAAAAGAGGAGAUCUCAGAAUUUAAUGACCAAUGUGUAAUGAAAGAUGAAAACAGAAGUCAAAGUCGAGAAUUGAAAAAAUAUCACUUGGGUAAUAGUUCCUUAGUUGUAGGACAAUCAACUGGACACAAUCUAUCUCCAACUGAGACAUGCAGUAUAUCAAAUGGCUACAGAAAACGGACAUCAUCAAUUGAUGAUCAGUGUUCUGGUUCAUCAUUAAUGUCUCAUUAUAAUAAUGGCAAAGUUCACAUUGCAGAACUACACCACUCCCCCCAUCCUAUAUCAAGAGGAUCUUGCUUAACUGAAAGUUUGGUAGAGAAUACCAUGAAACCAUCAGAUGUGUCACCUGGAGAGUACUGCACUGGGUCAGCCAAGCUGGCAAAUCAUGACCAAAAUGGAUCGAAUCUAGGACCACUUUUAGAUUCUGAAUGUGUCAGGCCCUUAACCUGUAAUCGUGUAAAUUCUGACAUUGACAACCCUGAAUUACAGUAUCAUCCUUCAGAAUCAUCUGGGCAAGAGGGAGUUUUAGAGUUCCUGCACACUAUUUUGAAAGCUGAUGUAGUGGAUGAAAUCUUCUCAAAUGUUCGUUUAGCAAAUGAAUCUGAUGUCGAAGUUUUGACAGAGAAUCUUAGUGGAAAAGAAGACUUGCUGCUGGAUUCUGGAGUCCAAACUAAUGCAAGGUUGUAUUUUAGUGCUGGUGGAUGGGCAGCAGUUUUGGCAACACUUGAAGUGUUGGGAACAGCGCUGGAAAGGAGCAAAAGUGAGCAAGAUAUGGAAGACAGAAUAACAGAAGUUUCAGAUUCAGGACCAGAGUUAAUGAUUGUGAAUCCAUAUCCAUCUUGUAAUAUGCUUAAUGCAGCAGCAAUGGAUGAAGAACAAAUUGUUGUUGCCCAUGUACCUGCUUUGCUCCCCUCAGCAGAUGACAAAAAGAGAAAAGUUAAAUAUCCUGUAACAAAGGGGGAGAUUAGGAGACGUAUUAUCCCUCCUGAGAAAAUGUCUAAAACAGUCAUUAAAAGCUACCUAAGGCUAAGGAGAGAUAACCGCUUUGACAUUCGCCAGCUUCUGGAUCUGCCUGUGACUGGCUAUGACCGGACUCUACACACAUCAUUUACUCGACUCUGUGAAGGAGAAGCAAAAACACUGACUGAAAAUUUUCAUCAGCUCAACCUUGGGUACUUUCCUGUCGAUGAAUGUGCCAGCACGAUAGCAGAGCACGCUGCAGCUUCAGAAAUAUAUGCAGCAAGAAAGGUGAUUGAAGAUCUUGACACAAUCAUGGACAGUUUUAUGUGGCAGGAACAUCCAUAUAAUUUAAUCACACAUGGAUUUGGUCCUCAGAACAUCAAGGUAGUUUUGGACUUGAUAAAACUACUUCUGCGAGAAUCGCUACGAAAAACUGCGUCCUGAUGCAGGCAAAAUAAAAUCACUGGAAUUUGUAGGUUCUUUUUCAAAAAAAGCUAUGUAAUAGUGGAACUUAUUGCUUUUAGUCUGUUUAUCCUGUUAAACUUGUGUGUAACUAGCUUUGUAAGAAUAUUUACAGAAAUGUUGUUUUAUAAUGUAAGUAAUGUACAGUAGCCCCCCUCUAUCUGUAGAACUUUUAUGUACAAAUUGGACUAUGGUUGGAAAAUAGGCAUCUUAUGAGCUUUAUGUUGGAGCAUUAGUAAAGAUUAUGUAUAUAUUAGAGUUAUAGUGAGUGGCUACUGUACUUCACAAUAAAACAUUUCAAGAAAAA
This is a messenger RNA of Rhincodon typus (whale shark), 2369 nucleotides long. RefSeq lists its product as uncharacterized. The coding region runs from base 56 to 2044 and encodes 662 amino acids. NCBI's taxonomy places the organism in Eukaryota, Metazoa, Chordata, Chondrichthyes, Orectolobiformes, Rhincodontidae. Gene Ontology annotation, cellular component: nucleus. The record is from RefSeq and is a predicted model, not a curated record. Gene Ontology annotation, biological process: regulation of cell population proliferation; anatomical structure development; regulation of transcription by RNA polymerase II. Gene Ontology annotation, molecular function: RNA polymerase II transcription regulatory region sequence-specific DNA binding; DNA-binding transcription factor activity, RNA polymerase II-specific. The transcript is spliced from 8 exons.